AUGUCUACAGUUCGGUCCCUGGGACUGCACGAAGCUUCGGCCAUCCCUUUUCUCGUGGCGGAAAACCUCCUUCCUCCGGAUCCCCCAGAGGAGCUUUAUUCAUGGACAACAACUGUUGAUCGUGGUCCGAACGGGCCAGUCGAGGAUGAGCUACUUUGGACAAAGACCUGCGUGGUCUGGUCUCGCGCGGGAGUAAUUAAAAGGGUCUUUCGCCUGGACCUGGAGAAGGAAGAGGUUCGGCAUGCUUUGUUGACAAAUUUCGCGGUGGGAAAAACCAAGGGAUCUGGAGAGAAGCCUGCACAGGAUGUUAACAGAACGACAUCGCACAAGAGCAUCCACCUCAGUGAGAUUUCGCUCGACGUGGGAGGGGAUACGAAAUGCCCAAAAUCCGAUGCCUCUUACGCUACAAAUCAGACACAAACUGCGAGGGGCUCGACGCGAGCAUUGGUUGUGGUGCUCAAAUCGCAAGCCCACAUUUUCUUUCUGGCGGGCAACAGCCACGUCGUCCCUCUACCCUUCGAAGUCGAUUCGGUAUUCGCGACACCUCGUGGGCUACUAUUCCAAAGAAAGGUUCACGAGGAGGAUGCCAGAACCUACCCAAUGGCGCCCCCCAAUUCGUUCGUGUCCUUCCCUCCGGAAUUUCGAGCUUCCCAAUCGCUUGAGCUUCCAUCCAGCAAAGUCCAACGACCUUCUCUAACCACCGCCCCCGCCCAAAGUCCUGGCUGGAAGUCCCGACCAAGCAAGCGUGUCGAUCUACCCAGGGUAUUCUCUCUCAUGGACCCCCAUUCAGAAAUGGGGCUGGUGGUGACCAAUCAGUCUUCUCGUUUGUUACAAGCUAGCCUUAAUAGCAAACCUUCAGGUUUAGAUGUGCUAGACCCGGCGGAUGAGAUAGUAUACGUUUCCCCCAGGGAUGAAUUAUCAGGUCAUCAUCGAAGCAAAGGCAAAUCUCCACUCAUUCUAGUUCUGACAGUUAAUGUCAGCACCGGUCUGUAUACUAUCUGGACUGCACGUUAUCGAGAUGACGAAGUAGCUCCUUCAUCCAAAAAGAAACGCAGAGAAACCGGUGGGACUCGCUCUAAAAGACGCAGCUCUCACUUUGGAAUGGCCACAGGGACAACGACACCCGGUGCACGUCCAACAGCCACGAGGGAAAGCUUUGGACCAAGGGCUGAGAACUGGAACGCGUCAGUCCUUUCUCAUUCUCAGUACUCUACGGAGGGGAAGCCUGACGACGAUGAUCUCGUGUCUAAGCUGGGCCAGGAUUUUGGUGACAUCGGAGUCCCCCUGAAGACGUCCAGACGAGUAAGCUCUUUACUGGCUCGCGCCGACUUAGCGACAAGCCAAGAUCGAAUCACGUUCUCCGAUCUUGCUACGGGAAGUCAGUCCAGUACAAUAACUCAUGCAGGGCUACGACAGUCGAUAGGAGCAGGCAGUACCCGUGGCAGCUUUGGCUUCAACCCCAGAGGUUCUCUUCCGCCUGGCACUGGCUCAAUCUAUAGCACUACCGGUGGCUUUGUGGAUGCUCCCGUGGACAAGCUCCUUGAAGAACUGAACAAUGAGAAUUUAUUUGAAGGAUUUGAGAAUAUGGAUCUAAAAGAAUCCGCAUCUGGCCUACCGGAGGAAGUACUCCUCUCAAAAGUGGAAAGCUUCUCCUCCAGAUUCUCAGGAAGUUUCUUGACACCUUCCAAGAUAAAACAGUCCCGAAAACUAAAAGUAAUUACGCUAUGCCCCUCUGGCUCUAGAGGAAUCUCGCAGAAUUCAACCUCAGCGACUUUGGCCGUUUGCGUGGUGGAUCAAGAAGCGAAAUCCAUGACCGUAGUCAACCUUCGAGCGGACAAGGUUGCAUUGCCAAAGAAGGAUGCGAUGUUUUCAAGCAAAGCAAAAAAACGCAUGGUCUCCGAUGAACGCCCAUUACUCGUGCAAGCAUCGGGUAUUCAACACUUCCCAGGAAUCCUAGAUGCUUGUAAGGUAAUCGAUGGGGAGGUCUCCCGAAUCCUCGCCCUUAGUGUUACCGAAGAUGGAAGCUGUGGUCUACAUCUACAGACUCCUUGGAGCAGCCAUAUUUCUAUUGAAAUUCCUCCUAAGCUCAUGUUACAUGAAACCGACGCGCUGUCAUCGCUAUUGACGGCAAGCCAUCCUCGAGAAGGGAGCAUGAAACGUCUGAUGGCAGAUUCAUCUAUCACUAUUACAGGGCUAGAUCACUCCGCAGUCGGAGGCAAACUUGACCUAGUCGACUCCUCUGGGCGAAGACACAAAGUUCAGAUUCGGAUGGAGCCUACUAAUGACUUCGUGAAAAAGAUAUUCGGCGUAUGCCGCUUUGCCUUGCUUGAAUCGGAAAAGGCUGCGGAUGGGAUUCUGGCUGGCUGGUGGGAAACCAUGAGAUGGCUGCAAGAACGGGAGAAAAUCGAAAACGACAUGGAAUGGACGGCUCUGGUAAUUGUGUUAUUCGCGAUGGCUGUGCCCUUUAUCGAUAGCGACCAGGCCUGCAUUUCCCCCAGGCAGACCCGUAGAAAGAGGGGUUUGCUCAGGUCCAGCAGCGGAAGCUACGUGGACACAGAGAGCUGGGAAGCAAUGCUGGAUCAGGAAUCAGGGUCUGCUGGAGCAGUUGCACCUUGGAUGAACACUGCUGCUUGGGGCUGGAUAGUUGAACAGGACGCCGAAGGCGAGACAAUCUCCAACCAAACGAGAAAAUCAUCGAAGGCGGAUCAAUCGGUUUCUAGCCGUUCAACGUGCCGGAAGAACGGUUAUUUACUCAGAUGUGCCGCGCUGACAAGAGAAUUCCUCCAAACGCCUAGAGGCAUUGCGGCAAUUGGAUCUGAUGGUCAUCUCCCCACAGCACUCUCCAGUAGCCAAACGUCACGGCGAACCGCGCUGGGCACAAUUGUAGUUGGCUUGCACUUGCUUCGAGAAGAACAGAAGUUAUCAGCUGGUGAGAGUGAGCAAUGGCGCAAACCUCUAGGUCUUCUGGCUCCAGUCCUUGCCCAAAUUGGCGGAUGGUUAGGAUGGCAGUCCUGGGGUUGGGCGGAAGACUCGUACUACGGCAUGGAAAUGGCUAGUAUGAACCGUUGGCAAUUCGAAGAUACCCGGAUCUCGAUGCUGGAUAUCCCCCCAGAGCCAUUCGCCCCGCCUUCGAUUUUCGCCUGGUUAGAAAGUGCGUGGCGUGCACCUUGUUCCCAUUUCUUCACUCUGCUUAAUCUUGCAACCGCCUCGGACAACCCUCCAAGAAAGGGAAAGCUAUGGCAAGAAUGCUUCGUUUUAACCCCAAGGACGCUAGCCCUAGAUGGAUUUCUCUCGGAGCUACAUGAUCUCUCGACACCGCUGGACCGAAUAAAGCUCCUCCAUCGUUGGGGGUUCACACGAAGCAUCAUUGAAACUUUUCCAGAGGGGGUGAGUACUCCGUUUUACGAGGUUAUCUUGCAAUCACAAAUCCAUGCCUCAACGUCAUGGAGCCCGUCUCUUUUGACGCUCAUCGAUCGAGACGACCUCAGCAUCUCGAUGAGUGCCGGCGGGUCUUCGCAUCCUGCACCGGCUCCAUCGCAGCCCGCAUUAUCACACGACGCCGUACGCGACUUCCAUCAUAUUGGCAACUCUGCCCUGGAGAUUGACACGAUCAAUUCCUUCGAGGCUUCUGCUGAAGCUGAUCGCUUUUCCAUUACCAGGUUGAUAUUCCGUGAUGACAAGCGUUUCAUUGAAGCAGCACGGCUACUCAACCAGUCCAAAGCCCCCGCAGCUGAAUGCAUCCCAGAGCCUGAAUGGUCUGAUUCUGACCUGCUAGAGGCGCAGAAAGAAGUGGUGCAACUCGUGACUCUGCGAACUCUUUCAAUUCCUACCGGCCGGGCUAUGUUGGCUUUCAGCGGACGUCUUCCUCUUCUAACAGAAAAGCUCCCCAUUCCGUCUUUUUCAUUGCAGUGCGUGAUGAAACCUUCAAAUGUGACCAUCAGUGCGGAUCGAGCUUCGUUCAGCGAGGAGAAGGUCUGCUGGGCGUUCUUUCACAAUGGUGUCUCCACCGGUCUUGCCAUUUCCAGAAAUUCGAAGGGGAUUGAUACUUCAUGGAUCCUCUUUAACAAGCCUCAGGACUUGACAAAUCGACACGCAGGAUUCUUGCUCGCAUUGGGACUUAAUGGACAUCUCAAGUCGCUAGCCAAGUGGGUUGCCUUUAAAUAUCUCACUCCCAAGCAUACCAUGACAUCCAUUGGUUUAUUACUUGGUCUAUCCGCCUCCUAUUUGGGCACCAUGGACACACUGAUUACUCGACUCCUGUCUGUGCACGUAACACGAAUGCUUCCUCUCGGAGCAGCCGAGCUUAAUCUGUCGCCACUUACCCAGACAGCAGGGAUUAUGGGAAUUGGCCUUCUUUACUGCAAUUCUCAACACCGGCGAAUGAGUGAGGUGAUGCUGUCGGAGAUCGAAAACGCAGAGUCGGAGGAAAGCUCCACGUCACACGAUGAUCUGCGUGAUGAAGGAUACCGUCUAGCUGCGGGAUUCGCUCUUGGCUUUAUCAAUUUGGCCAAGGGGAAAGACCUUAAAGGUAUGCGUGACAUGCAUAUCGUGGAAAGACUACUUGCUGUAGCUGUGGGGACAAAAAACGUUGAUCUCGCUCAUAUUCUCGACCGCGCUACAGCCGGGGCUACUAUUGCUCUGGCGAUCAUUUUCAUGAAGACAAAUGAUAAGACUCUUGCACAAAAGAUCGACAUACCAGAUACCACUGUGCGUUUCGAUUAUGUACGACCCGACCUUUUCCUCCUCCGCACCCUAGCACGACACCUGAUCAUGUGGGACAGCAUUCGGCCCUGCGACGAGUGGUUUACACGGAGCCUUCCGUCUGUAUAUCGCGGUCGAUAUCGCCUGACUGGGGUACGUCGACUGAAAAGUGAUGAUAUGCCGUUCUUCAAUAUCAUUGCUGGUCUCUGUUUUACGCUAGGUCUCCGAUACGCUGGUUCCGCCAAACAAGACGUUCGUGACAUUCUUCUCUCAUAUCUCGAUCAGUUCAUCCGCAUUUCGCGGCUCCCCGCUGUCAACUACGACGGAAAAUUGGCACGUAACUCGGUUCGUCACUGCCAGGAUGUUGUUGCAUUGUCCGCUGCGGCGGUUAUGGCAGGAACAGGAGAUCUGCCUCUAUUCCGCCGCCUACGAUCUCUUCACGGGCGUGUUGACCCCGACACCCCUUACGGCAGCCACAUGGCCUCCCAUAUGGCUAUUGGACUGCUAUUCCUGGGAGGGGGCAGCUAUACGCUAGGCACAUCAGACCUUGCGAUUGCAUCCUUGAUCUGCUCCCUGUACCCUAUCUUCCCUACGACGGUCCUUGACAACAAAUGUCACCUGCAAGCCUUCCGUCAUCUGUGGGUUCUCGCCGCGGAGCCACGCUGCCUUGUGCCGCGCGACUUGGACUCCCGACGACCAGUCUCCAUCCCAAUCACGGUAACAAGCCCCAGCGGUGACACUCGAAUGUUCAACGCGCCUUGCCUCCUCCCAGACCUAAAUUACAUUGCGAAGGUCGAAGUCCGUAGCCCGGACUACUGGCCACUAGUCCUAGACUUUGCGCACCAUCCCGGAAUCCGCGAAAAAUUCCGCCGAGGCGACCAAUCCGUCUUCUUGCGCCGAAAGGCAACGUACAACCCAACCGGCACGUCAGUAUUCGGAUCCACGCUUGCAGGCCUCAGCGACGCACAAGAUAUCCUCCCCUCCUCAUCCCCUCUAGCCUCCAACCAGGGCAAGGGUCUCCCCCCCGCAGCUCUACCAAACAUCACGACUCUCCUCUCCACCACCAAAGCCCAUACCCGCACCCUGAAAUCCGCCGCCCAAAGUGUCUGGGACUGGAUCUUCCAGCUUGACUCCUUCCAGGGUCUUCUCGACGCGCGCGAGAAGUCUCUCAUCCUCCCGUCCACCGUCCCCGGAAGACCGCGCCCCUUCAUCGCAUCGCACGACGCGCCCUGGCUCCGCCAGUCCGCGGUCGACAGCAAACUUGUCAUCGAGCGUACCGUGCAAAACAUCAUCCAGGCUGCCACGGGACGCGGCGCAGACCCCGACGAAGUCCGUACCCGACUAUGGCAGCUCCGGUUGCUUUUUAGUUGGGUUGAAUCGGGUUCGUAUCUGCAGGGUGGGGGUGAGGAUGCCGAACGACAGGAGGGAGAAUCUACGUCAUCGAAUGGAUUGUGGCUGCGUCGGGAUUAUAUUGAGGAGACGCGAUGGAAGAUAUGGGGACUGCAGAUUGGGGAGGAGGGAUAG
Messenger RNA from Aspergillus ochraceoroseus IBT 24754, 6225 nucleotides. RefSeq names its product anaphase promoting complex subunit 1. Gene Ontology annotation, molecular function: molecular adaptor activity. NCBI's taxonomy places the organism in Eukaryota, Fungi, Ascomycota, Eurotiomycetes, Eurotiales, Aspergillaceae. The coding region runs from base 1 to 6225 and encodes 2074 amino acids. Gene Ontology annotation, biological process: metaphase/anaphase transition of mitotic cell cycle; protein K11-linked ubiquitination; anaphase-promoting complex-dependent catabolic process. The record is from RefSeq and is a predicted model, not a curated record. The transcript has a single exon. Gene Ontology annotation, cellular component: anaphase-promoting complex.